AGCACGUGUGAAUCGCGAUCACGGUCUACUGUUGCGUUUUCUUAUUACGCCUGAAAUGUAGAGCAACAGUAACAGCAACGAAACAUACGAAAACAUCUUUUACCGCAGCGUGUAGCAAAUAACCGCAUUACAUACCUUUGUCUUCGGGUGAAAAUAAGCAUUUCUUGUUUUACGGGCAAGCAUGGCGAACAAUUUUGAGGACAUAUGCGAAAUACGAAAAAGUGAUCAGUUAGGCAGGUUUCUGGUCGCCAAUCGGGAUAUUAAACCAGGUGAGCUUAUAUUGGCCGAAGAUCCAAUUGUUGUAGGACCCUAUUGGGAUGCUGAUAUCAGCUGCCUGGGAUGCCUUGGGCCUGCGUCGAGAACAUGCAAAGUGUGUUUAAAGGGGCCGCUAUGCCGCGACUGUUCGCGACACGAUCCAGUGGAGUGUCAUUUUUAUGAACAAGCCUCAAAAUUGAACAAAAACUUUCUCUUCGAUCACUUCAAUAUCAUUACUCCACUUCGUUGUCUCCUGCUGUAUCGUAGUGAUCGAGACAAGUAUAACGAGAUGAUGGCCAUGGAAUCGCAUUUUGAAAGUCGCAGGGAUACAGAAAUUUGGCACAUCCACAAUCAGUACGUGGUUGAGCCGAUGUUGAAUGAAAAGGAUUUCCAACAGAUCGACGAUCUCACAGUAACUGGAGAACUAUUGCAGCGUAUAUGUGGCAUUUUGGAUGUAAAUACGUUUGAGAUACGCGGAAAUAUGGACAGCCAGGGAGUGCAGAUGAAUAAUUUAGCUCGAGGGCUGUAUCCGAAAACAUCACUCAUGACACACAAUUGCCAAACGAACACAUUGAUUGCUGUCGAUGGAAUGUCUAAGCUACGAUUAUAUUCGUCCAUCGGCAUCAAAGCAGGGGAAUUGUUAUGUUAUAACUACACUCGGGUAUUAUUUAGCACAUUUGAAAGACAAACGCAUCUUAGAAAAGGAAAAUACUUUAUAUGUAACUGUGCACGCUGCAGCGAUCCAACCGAAUUGGGCACCCAUUUAAGCUCACUGAAAUGUACGGCAUGUGACGAUGGGUUAUGUGUUUUCCAUCCAGAAACACCAAAAUGGGAAUGUCUUACAUGUGGACAUAAACUGCCUAGGGAGUAUGUCAAUCAGAUCAUGUGCGAGGCCAGAGACGAUAUUUCCAGUUGUGCUCUUGAUAGUCGUAACCUGGAGAAAGUAAUAGGAAAACAUUCAAAAACACUCAAUCCAUACCAUUCUCUUGUAUUAGAAGCAAAGCAAAGCCUUGCCGGUGAGCUACGGAACAUGUGCAUGUCUUAUGAUAUACACAACGUACCUCGUCAAGCCUUGAAACGCAAGCUGGAACUAUGCGAAGAGAUGCUGCAAAUAUUACGCGUACUGGAUCCGGGUGUAUCGAGAUUAACGGGGAUUGCUUUGUAUGAAUAUCAUGCAGCAUUAGUUGAUUUAUCACGCCGCAACCACGACAUAGGAGAGAUCAAAACUCCUGAACUGCUGGAACGCCUGAAACUGUCAGAAGCUGCUUUAAAGGAAGCUAUAGGUAUGUUAGUAUUUGAGCAUCGUACGACGCCAGAAGGUCAACUAACAAAAAAGGCCAUGUGUGAGCUAAAAGAACUUCGCGAAUAUAUACAAAAAGUACAAGCCAUGCAAGAAGACGAACGUACGGAUCGGCAAGUUAGAGGAAAAUGUAACAUUAAUGCAGGAAAGUGUAAGAAAUAA
This is a messenger RNA of Anopheles merus, 1717 nucleotides long. RefSeq names its product SET domain-containing protein SmydA-8-like. Gene Ontology annotation, molecular function: protein binding. NCBI's taxonomy places the organism in Eukaryota, Metazoa, Arthropoda, Insecta, Diptera, Culicidae. The record is from RefSeq and is a predicted model, not a curated record. The coding region runs from base 182 to 1717 and encodes 511 amino acids. The transcript has 7 exons.